GUAAUUCUCCGUGAGUCCCGGACCUUCUCAAACCUUCCUCUACCACUGAAAAAGAGAAAAUUUUCCAACUCAAAAUAAAUCUUGGAAGAAGAAAAAGCUCUUACAACAGGAGUAACUGAGACUCUCAUUUCAUUUUGCCCAGCUGUUGAAAUCGGCAAUCUUUUUAAUUCACUUUCAAACAGGUCAAACUAGAGAAAGAGAUCACGCGUAGAUCGUAAUCUCAUGCAGCGUUUUCCUGCUCUUACAAACAAUCUCAAACUAGUCUUCCCGGUUUCAGGAUCAAACGCAGGUAAAAUAGUGAGAGCCAUAGUACCGAAGAAACUGAAUGAGAGCAAUGGCGAAAGAGAAACAAUGAAGAAGAUUGAGGAAUCGGUAGAGCCACUGGUUGCCUUCAGUAGACCACCACCAUUUCCACCAUUUGUUGGUCCAUUGGUCAUGUAUUCUCUUCUUCAAUCAUGGUCUAGCCGCGAUGAAGAUGGCUAGAUGCUGGCGUGGAAUAUAUAUAUAUAAACUAUAUGAGAUGUAUGCCUAAGUUUUCUUGACCAAAGUCUAGAUAUUAACCGAAUUAACCGAGUCUUUUAGCAUAAUCUUGUGAUAUAUAUGUUUCUGAUUUCAUCUAUGAUGACAAAAGCUUUUAUGUUGUUUAUAUUAAACCAGUCAUUUGUCUUGUUUUCUUAAGCUUCAUGUGUGUUACAUUUUCAUCUAGUUUUAUUUACUCUGUUUUGUCUUGCAAGUUAGUAACAAAAAAAUAUCUUCA
This is a messenger RNA of Eruca vesicaria subsp. sativa (arugula), 757 nucleotides long. The record is from the annotation of a GenBank genome assembly. Lineage: Eukaryota; Viridiplantae; Streptophyta; Magnoliopsida; Brassicales; Brassicaceae.